AUGUAUGAGGGCAGCGGCGAGUUGGGACUCGUCUUUGGAGAGACAAGGUGGAGGAGAGGACUCAGCAUAACUUUAUUUUUUUUAUCCCUCUCAAAAGGGGAUUCACAGACGUAUCGGCCGGGGGUUUCAAGUCAUUGUGAGUCUCAGUGGGUUAGUUGACUCCUGGUCUCUUGGUUAUCGGACAGCCUGCCGUCCAUCCAAUGUGCGUAAAAGGGGUCUAUUUCCUCACCGUCCUGUCUGGACUCGCAGCUUCAGGCGUGCUGCAGGUUAGCGGGAUGCGUAUAUACACAUCUGGGAAUGUGGAGGCAGUCAACGGGACGGAUGUUCGCCUGAAGUGCACAUUCCAGAGUUCCUCUCCCAUCAACCCCAACGCCAUCGUCAUCUCAUGGAGCUUCAGACCCCUCAAUCUAGACCAAGAAGAGUCGGUGUUCCACUAUCAGCAGAAACCAUACCCUCCCUUAGAGGGCCCUUUCAGGAAACGUGUCGUUUGGGCCGGUGAUGUCAUGGGUCGCGACGCCUCCAUCAUACUUCAACAGGUCAAGUUCACCUACAACGGCACUUACAUCUGCCAGGUCAAGAAUCCACCGGAUGUCCACGGCACAGUUGGAAAAAUUCGACUCCAUGUCGUCACCACAGCCUCUUUAUCCCAACUUCUCCUUCUGGCGUUGGCCAUCGGGGGCGGUAUUGCUGCUGUGGUCAUUCUCCUCAUCAUCAUUGUGUACUGCAGGCGGUGCAAGAAGAGGAGACAGGGAGAGCGGGAAGGGAAUGAGGAGGCUCCCCGCAAAGAGAGAAAAGACCCCACUGUGUGGUAAGACCAAGAGAAAGACAGAACAGGGGGAUAGAGAGAGGAACAGAAGAAUCACACACUUCCUCUCUCACUCUCCUUUUAACUCUGGGGUUCGGGGCAUGUGGCGCUCCUUCUUGGGCCCAGCUCUUUUUCUACUGGAUGUUUUUUACUUCCUCCUUCCUCUCCACCGCAGUCUUUGAAUCCCAAACCUUGACUAGUUGAUGAACAGCUGUCAUUAACCAGAGAUAAAUUGGGAAUGUUUCUUUGUAUAGGAAGCUGUAGAUACAGAACUUUAGCCAGACUACUGUGUAGCUUUCAUGAUAUCACCGUGUGCCUUUCAUUUCUGGAGAGAAACAACAGUUUUAUCAGUUCAUCUUUUCCUGUUCACCUAAUCUGGCUUCCAAGCACAUUUCCUGUUUAAAGUAAAUGUUUUGAUGAUGUAGAGGUUUAACAAUGGUGUAUUCCUGCUGUUUACUUGUCUACUAAUAUAUUUCAAACCCAAACGUACCACAGCAGUACAAGCCACAUGUUUGAUAUAUUGCUUCAACAAACAAUAGAAACUGUGGAACAAUGAAUGAGCACCUCCCUAACUUCCAUUGAAAAUUUGUCACCACAUGAUGGGAACAUUAUGAAACCCCACACAUGUCAAGGGUCUGUAUCUAUCAACCCUCAUUUCAAGGGUCAUAUAUAUCAGCUGUAUGAUCCACUUUACUGUGGUUCUUCUGAAUCCACAGGAGGAUGCUGGUGUGCCUUUCUUUUUUUUUUGUUUCACUACUGAAGUUAUAUUGCUGUAUUUCUGAGAUUAUGUGCUGUUAUUAACCUGAUGUUGAGACAGAAAUAAUCAAGAUGCUCUCAAAUAAUCAAAACCUGAUGGAGAGCACUUGGUAGAAACAGACAUUUCAUACAGUACUUACAUGCAAUAUCAAUUCUAAAUUUCAUUGACAAAGUGGCAAAUCUUUUUACCAACCCAUAGCCAAUGGCCAAUGUUUGUUUUGAACAAUACACUGUUUUGUCAAAAGUAUCUUUUUUUCUGUUUCUCUCUUGGGUUUUCAGAUCUCUCUGUAAAAUGUGCCAUAACUAGUUGCCAUCACCACAGUGUUACAAUACUGUAACUCACUGUAUUCACCAGACGUUAAAAGCCAAGCUUCUCAAGGAAAAGUUGACUGUUUUGCUUUCAUCUUGGUUGAUCAGAUUUAUUCAGACUUCAAACCAGAGCUGUUAUUGAAAAGGUUGGCGAAGGAAGCAUAUAUUUUUACCCCAAUCAUAUUCAGAUGGGUAAACAGAGAUUUCGAUCCAAUCUUCGCUCUCAACUUAACGACUUAAACCUGUGUGACACUAACCCUUUGUCCCGGCUGCUGUGUUUGUGUUGUCUAUUCGUCUUUGUCAUGUCCCCAUUGUGUGUGACUUAUGCACAUGCAUGCACAUAAAUAAUUCAUGAAUGUGUCAUGCAUGAAUUCAAAUCCCGCUCCUGUGUGUGUGUGUGCUAUCUUGCUCCCCCUGGUGCAUGUCUCCCUCUCCUCUCUGUGUGCUUGUGUGUCCCAGCCACCCAUUAAGGGCCGUCCACCUCUACCUAUCAGAGACGUCCAUAGAGAUUGGCAGUUCGAAAGGCAUGAUCUCAGACCGCAGCAUCAAAGAAUCAAGCUCCUCAGAGGACAAAGGCUUGAGCUGAGGUGACGACGACGACAACUACAACUGUGACUGAGGAUGUGGGGACAGACAGGGACUCAGAAACACUGAGGCCAACCAGGAAGCUCACUAGAGAGAUGGCCAGAGUGCACACGUGGAUUGCUUUCCAUGGUUCUGCCGAGUCGAAAUGAAAAAAGCGCUGCUACUGCUGCUGCUACUGCUGCUGCUACUGCUGCUGCUACUGCUGCUGCUACUGCUGCUGCUGCUGCUGCUGCUGUUGUGUCGAAAACAAGCACAUUGAUCAAGAAUGGGAGAAAAACUGAAAGUUCUGUUUCAAAGUUUUCAAAUAAGAACAGACAGAUUAGAGCAAUGAUGAUCAAGUCAUUGAAACAGGUCAACAUCAAAAGUAGUGUAACUUUACUUUUGCAAGAGCCCAGGAAUAUCCAUAUAAGGGGAGGAAAUGUUCGAUUUAACCUUCAGGGCUUCGGAAAAGAGAGGCAUUGUCAUCCAGAAGCUGACUUGGCUACUGUCCUGAAGGGACAGUGGGACAAUUUGUGCUCAAUAACUCUCUGUUGUCUUAGACAUGGAUCUUGUUAGGUGUGCGAAGUCAGUAGCAAUAUCAGCUGCAAAAUGCAACUGAAAGUAGUCAGAAUGAGGACGUUUUCUGUCAUAAUGAGUCAUAUAAAGACCUUUACAUUUUUGAGAGUGCCUAACUUUUGCAAACCCUUCUCAAAACGACUUAGCACAGUAUCAACGUGUAGAAUCUGUGGGAUCAUCUUUCAUAUAGUUUUACAAUUCAGUGUCAUUAAGAAUAAUGUAGGUCUUGCAUUUCAAUCAGUUAUGCACAGCCAUAAUACCUGCCAGUCUUAGAGCGCUUGUUAAAAGCAGUUUUAUCCUCCAGCUGAACACUGAGGGGCUUAUGUCACAUCAGAUUACUUGGAUAAAAAAGCAUAAAUGUGAUGUUGCUGUCAUUAAGUCUGAAGGCCAAAUACUUGACCACUUAGCGAGAAACCACAUGCACAAACCUGUCGUGAGUGUUGUGUUGGCGCACAGAGUCAGAUCUGAAAACCCUUUGAUUACAAAAUGUCCUUGAGAGCAUGUUUUCUCUCUGUGUGUCUGUGAAUGCAUCAUGUCUACUAACAGUUGAUUGUAACACCUGUUUUUAUUACGUUUUAUGACAGAAUUUUGUACUUGUGAUGUAAUACUGAGCAAUAUGUUUAUAGAUUAUUAUUUUUUUAUUUUUUAGAUAAUGCCAGAAGUAUUUUAUCACAUUGUUUAAAAAGUCACUGUAUGUGUUUGUUAUAGAGCUUUUAUAUAAUGAAAAAAGAUUUUCUAAUAAAAAUGCCUUUAAAUGUUUACCACAUUGGGUCACGUCAAAAUUUCACCACACAAAGGUAAUCUGGGCAGACACUAGCUGGCCAAUGAAAUAAUACAAACAAAUAAUCACACAUGACUUGAAAAUAUUUGAGAAAAUUCAUAUAUUAUGUAAGAAAGGAAUCUUGUAAUCCAUCAUUUAUUAUGCAUCAUUAUCUUUAAUGCACGGCCUCCAGCUGUGUGCUUAUGGUGUGCCUGUCUGCAUAGUUUUUCACUUGUUUACCUGUAAGCAUUACUGCAGUAAAUCAUUGUUUAAUUUG
Molecule: messenger RNA, 4047 nt
Organism: Perca fluviatilis (European perch)
Lineage: Eukaryota; Metazoa; Chordata; Actinopteri; Perciformes; Percidae
Product: myelin protein zero-like protein 2
Exons: 4
Coding region: 201-812 (203 amino acids)
Biological process (GO): cell-cell adhesion
Cellular component (GO): membrane
Source: RefSeq, a predicted model, not a curated record